AUGGAUCCCGAAGUGAAAGCGGUGGUUGUCACGGGCGCGCACGGAGCCGAUAUCAGCGAGUUCGCGACUGGAAUGGCGGGACCGCCACUGCCCAUGGUGAUUGAUGCCCUCGAAGCCAGCAACAAGCCGGUGGUGGCGGCCAUCGAUGGCGUCGCGCUGGGAGGAGGUUGCGAGGUUGCGCUGGGCUGCCAUUGGCGACUGGCGAGUGUGCGCUCCCAGGUUGGCCUCCCUGAGGUCAACCUGGGCAUCCUUCCGGGCGCUGGGGGCACCCAGCGCCUUCCGCGGCUGAUUGGGGCGGACCCCAGUGUGGAUUUCAUGUGCCGAGGGGCACCUGUGAAAGCCGCGCAAGCCGCCAAGGUAGGCAUCUUCGACGAGGUGGUCGAGGGCGACAAUGCGGCGGUCGUUCAGGCCGCGGUGGACUUCGCGUCACGCCAGCUCAACGUGGACCUGGCGACUCGUAGGCUCUGCAAUGGCAGGGCCAAGACCACGAAUCCUGAAGCGCUGGCCGCCAAGCGGAAGGAGUACAUGAAGCUGAGGGCCGGCGAGGCAGCGCCGCAAGCCAUCAUCACCUGCAUCGAGGCCGCCGCGAGCCAGGACUUCCGGGAUGGCAUGAACGUGGAGGGCAUGGAGUUUGGCAAACUCUUCAGGGGGUCUCAGUCAAAGGCCAUGCAGUACAUGUUCUUCGCAGAGCGACAGUGCUUCAAGAUACCAGGCUUGGAGUCCAAGCCCAAGCCGCUGAACAGCGCCGGCAUCGUGGGUGCUGGGCUGAUGGGCGGAGGUAUCGCCAUGUGCUGCGCUGAGGCCGGGAUGAAGGUGGUGCUUUUGGAUGUGGAUCAGAAGAACCUGGAGAGGGGCAUGAAAGUCAUCAAGCAGAACUAUGCCAGAAGCGUGGAGAGGAAGUCGAAGUCUCAGGAGCAGGUGGACAAGCUGCUUUCAAACAUCACGGCCGCGACCUCCUAUGAUGCCCUCUCUCAGUGUGACAUCGUGGUGGAGGCAGUGUUCGAGAACAUGGAUCUGAAGAAGAAAAUCUUUGCAACACUGGACCAGGUGUGCAAGCCAGGCAGCAUCCUGGCCUCCAACACGAGCUACCUCAACAUCGACGAGAUUGCGGGGGCGACCAAGCGCCCCCAGGAUGUCAUCGGCUGUCACUUCUUCUCCCCAGCCAACGUCAUGCGAUUGCUGGAGAACGUGCGAGGUCCUCGCACGUCCCCCGACACCAUUGCCACGGCCAUGGCCUUCGGCUCGAAGCUGAAGAAGGUCACCUGCUUGGUCGGCAACUGCAGCGGCUUCAUCGCGAAUCGAGUCAUGGGCGUCUCCGGGUUUCCUUACCUGCUGCACAAAGGCUUGCUGCCCCACGAAAUUGACGACGCCGCCGAGGCGUACGGCAUGCGCAUGGGCCCAUCUCGGAUGAACGACCUGGUGGGGAUCGACCUCUUUGGCCGCGAGCGCGCCAAGGCGGGACUUGCCCAGCCGGACAAGAAUGUCUUCGACGCAAUGUACAAAGCUGAGCGUUUCGGGCAGAAGAAUGGCAAGGGGUUCUACAAGUACGAUGAGAAGCGACGAAGUAGCCGAGAUCCCGACGCCGAAGCCAUCAUCCAGCAGGUCUGGAAGAACAUUGGCGUGCAGCAGACGUCGAUGGACAAGGAAGAUGUCAUCGACAUGCUCUACUUGCCCGUCGUCAAUGAAGGCCGCGACGAGGAGAAGUGUAGUGUAGGUUUCAAAUGCCUGGAAGAGGGCAUGGCCAUCAGACCAAGCGACAUUGAUGUCUGCUGCGUCUUCGGCCCGAUGGCUACAACUGGCCAAGAUAUCGCGGUGGGCCAAUGCAGUGGGCGUGCCGAGCUUACCAUCGGGGCCAAGAACGGCCGCUGCAUGGAAUGCCAAGUGGUCGACCGCGAGCUGCCGGACGAGCUUGCGGGCUCCCGUGUACAGAGCCGGUUGGCUGUUGCUGAAGGGCGGCAGCGGAGCAUUGAGCUUCAGGAGGCGUACGAUGCUGACGUGCAAGAGGCUUUGCAGCUGUCAGAGCACCAUGCGAACCUGGUGAAGGAACUGGACCGACUGCAGGCCGACUUGGCAGCCGAGCGCCACCACACCGCAGAGGUCGAGGAAAACCUUCGAUCGGUGCGGUCGCACAAGGCCCAAGUCCACGAGUCGGCGAGACAGGCCGCCGUGCACUUGACAACGCUGCGGCGGCGCGCGGCAGAAAAGGAGCGCCACGAGGAUCUGCAGUGGAUCUAUAGCGAGGACUGCGCUUUGCCAUCAUCGCGGCUCCCCGAGGCCUCCGACGAACUGCGCAGGGCCUUUCGGACAGAGCUCGAGGAGGCCUUUUCCGGCGCCUAG
Messenger RNA from Symbiodinium natans, 2337 nucleotides. The record is from the annotation of a GenBank genome assembly. NCBI's taxonomy places the organism in Eukaryota, Dinophyceae, Suessiales, Symbiodiniaceae.